AAGACAGGCAUCUAAUUCCUAUAAACAUUUUCUUUCACUGAAUUCUAAAAGACAGCCAUGGUUUUUCUCUUACAGAAAUUCUACAUUUUCCUAAUUAAUGUAUUAAAAAUCUGUCACUUAUAUGCCUUUAGCAGGUUUCUGCUCUGUUAUUUUCAAGAUCUGUACAAAAAACAUCAUAGAAAAUCUUAAAAAAAAAAAAUCAAGUAGCAGCAAUACAGCCCCAUCUAAGGAAAAGGAACUGCUUUUCUAUAACUUUUUUGUCCUCCCACACUGGACAAUACUGGCAGGCUGAGAUUUAACCAGAGAUGGGCUCCUUUUACAAGAUUGCUUAUAUAAAGCGAAGAUAAGGCCAGGUGGGUUCAUUUGAAAGAGGACAUCUUGGGAAGAGCCGACAACACAGCUACUGGAAUAAGACCGCAAUGAAAAGCUGAAAUACUUAAUUCCUUCCUGUCUCAUCAUUGCAAGAAAUGGUGCCUGGUACUAUUUAUCUGCUGGUCAUCUUGGCUCAAGCUCUUGCAGGGCCCUGCACUCCGAAUAAAGCAGAUGUAAUUCUGGUAUACUGCUACCCUAGAACCAUCAUUACAAAAAUUCCAGAGUGUCCUUACGGAUGGGAGGUUAAUCAGCUGGCACUUGGAGGCAUUUGCUACAAUGGGAUCCAUGAUUCAGGAUAUUACCAAUUCACAAUCCCAGACCUGUCACCGAAAAAUAAAUCGUACUGUGGGACACAGUCAGAGUUUAAGAACCCCGUUUAUCACUUCUACAACUCCAUUGUCUCCAAUGACACCUCAGUGAUUGUGAAGAGCCAGCCUGUGAAUUACUCGUUCACCUGCACGUACAAUGCCAACUACCUGGUGAACCAGGCUGCCUUUGACCAAAGGGUGGCCACCGUCCACGUGAAGAAUGGGAGCUCUGGCUCAUUUGAAAGUCAGCUAUCCCUCAACUUCUACUCUAAUGCCAAGUUUUCAAGCAUAAAAGAAGCCCCUUUUGUCGUUGAAACAUCAGAAAUUGGUUCUGACAUAUUUGCUGGAGUGGAAGCUAAGGGCUUAAGUGACAGGUUCAAAGUAGUUCUCAACAACUGCUGGGCAACUCCCUCCUCGGAAUAUUUCUAUCAGAUCCACUGGCCUCUCAUCACCAAGGGGUGUGCCACAGACAACUCCAUUCUUGUGCAUGAGAAUGGGAAAACAAGCCGGGCGACCUUCCAGUUUAAUGCCUUCCGCUUCCGAAACAUCCCCAAGCUGUCCAAGGUCUGGCUGCACUGUGAAACGCACGUCUGCGACAGUGAGAAGUUCUCCUGCCCGGUGACAUGUGACAAACGAAAACAGCGCAUGGAACAAACUGGAGGUGUUUUGGUGGCUGAGAUCUCUGUCCGCAGCAAAGGUUUAUCCAGAUUUUACACACUCUCAGAUAUCAUCUUCCAUCUCCUCUUCACGACUGGAUUUUGCGCCGUUUUAUUAUAAAAUGAAGCUUAGCUGUGUUUCUUAACUUUUCCCCAUCCUCUUUGGACCUGGACUUCUUUACUGAAGAUGUCUAUUUUACAGAGAAGAAAUGAAAGUCACAAAAAAUCCUUGUGCACCAUUUCACCAGAUAAAUAAACCAUUCCAUUAGCUUUGUGCCUCUAGUAUCGGAGAACCCCAAAGCUGAUUCACCUCUCUGAGAUCUCUGCAGGUGUUUUAACUAAUGAAAACCCAAUAAUUAUGUAUUUAACUCAUGCCU
Molecule: messenger RNA, 1713 nt
Organism: Cygnus olor (mute swan)
Lineage: Eukaryota; Metazoa; Chordata; Aves; Anseriformes; Anatidae
Gene: TECTB
Product: tectorin beta
Exons: 11
Coding region: 468-1457 (329 amino acids)
Cellular component (GO): cell surface
Source: RefSeq, a predicted model, not a curated record